Cephus cinctus (wheat stem sawfly) is the source of this 3263-nucleotide messenger RNA. Its product is annotated as monocarboxylate transporter 13. The transcript has 5 exons. Lineage: Eukaryota; Metazoa; Arthropoda; Insecta; Hymenoptera; Cephidae. The record is from RefSeq and is a predicted model, not a curated record. Gene Ontology annotation, biological process: monocarboxylic acid transport; transmembrane transport. Gene Ontology annotation, molecular function: monocarboxylic acid transmembrane transporter activity. The coding region runs from base 663 to 2468 and encodes 601 amino acids.
GCCAGGGUUGGCGGUACAGUAAGGAUCGACUCUCGGUGCGGUGCCCAUCCUAGAAAAAAUUUCUUACGCUUUGUUUAAUCGGACGUGCAAGACGAUUUUAGUUUGAGAUUUUUUGAAAUUGGCGCGCUUUACUUUACCACGGUUUCCUUAUAGCUCUAGGACAAUCAGUGUACAAGAAUAGUGACUAUAGAUGUAGAUUAACAACUUUUGUUUGAAUUACGGAAUUCUUGGAUUUUUUUAAGCACAAUUUUACUGUAGCUGGCUAUAAGUGCUUUUGCGGCAUUUUGAAGUUUCUUUUCGAGUCUACGCUAGGUGGUUUUGUAUUACCGCCGAUUUAUAUAAGGACAAUUUCUUGCUUGAUAUACCAAUGGGGAACGCGGUUGAGGUUCGACAGUGUCCUCACUCCUGCGAGGUGGUGAAAUAAAGAAGAGUAAGAAGAAGAAGCAGAAGAAGAGGAAGAAGCAGUAGGAGAAGGAAGAAGCAGGUAGAAAGUAGCCGAGUUCGUGUCCGAAGCCAGUCUGCUGAAGAUUCUGCAACGAGUGGAAGGUCCUCCAGAAGAAUCACGAACGAACUUCAGUUUGACGUUAGAUGUCAUCAGGCUGUUUCGAGAAUUUGAUUUUACUAUAAAAGAAAGAAAAGCAAGUGCCUGGAAAGAAAGAAAAAUGGUGGCCAAGACUCAAAAAACUAAACUAGUCGCCCCCGAUGGUGGUUGGGGUUGGGUCGUACUUGUAUCCGCUCUUGUGGUCAACUUCUUAAUACCAGGAACAGUGAAGUCCUUCGGCGUCUUCUUCGUCGAGUUUCUUCAGGUGUUCAAAGCGUCACCUACUGCAGCGUCAUGGAUGCCGGCACUAUGUUAUUUCCUUUAUAGCUUCCUAGGACCACUCUCCAGUGUCCUAUCCAUGAAGUAUUCUUACAAGACGGUAACUAUUAUUGGAGGAGCGUUUGCUGCUAGUGGAAUGAUGCUAAGUUACUUUGCAAACUCAGUGACCUACCUCUAUUUCAGUUAUGGACUUAUGGUGGGGAUUGGAGCAGGAUUAUCGUUUCCACCAACUGUUUAUAUAGUGACAUCCUAUUUCGUGAAAUUACGAGGAUUUGCCAAUGGACUUUGCAUCUCUGGUAGUGCCAUUGGUACCAUAGUACUUCCGCCCUUUCUACAAUACCUCCUCGACAAAUUCGGAUACAGGGGUGCAGUAUUAAUUAUGGGUGCCAUUACUCUAAAUACUCUGGUUUGUGGACUUCUUUAUCAUCCUGUAGAACAACAUAUGAAAGAGGUUCCGAUUCCCAUUGAAGAUGGCGUUGAUAACCAAGCCCUCUCAUUGGACGAAGUUGCACUGGAUAAGAAAGAAGAGAUGGAACCACCGAAAUCGGGGAAUCCCGAAGAGGAGACGGCCCGUCGAAUGUCCGAAGUGUCACUUGGUCAAGAUAAAACAGUAAUUUUUACUGUUGUGGAAACGAUUAAUGAAGAGGAAGAUCAGGUUGAAGAAGUGGUACCUCAAAAAAUAGAUAAUGACGAAGAGCAAAGUAAUGAUACUGCUACCGUAGUGAAUGAUACUGCAGAUACGAGAGCGGAAAACGGCGACCCUCCUUCUGGAAAGGAGCUUAAUGUAAUCUCAGGGCAGACUCCACAGACUAGUCGAAAUAAUUCCAUACGUCAUAGCAUGAAGAAUGAGACCUCUUAUCGUCUAUCCAGACAACACAGUAUAGUCUCAGAAAUGGGUACCAUAGCGCUGAGUCCUAAGAUGAAUGUGCCACGCAUGUUUAGAAGAAUAUUCAAAGCUCAACCAUCUAAAAAAGCAACGAAUAAGCCAAGUAAGAUAAAAAAUGUGAAAGAUACAGAAUCUCAAGAAGAUUCUAGCAGCAUGAAAUUCUUUGACUUCAGUGUUUUACGUGAUCCUAUGUACUUGGUCAUACUGAUAUCAAACUCGACAUCAGCGAUUAGCAAUACUAAUUUUAUGAUUCUUUUACCAUCGUAUGCUAUUUCUCAAGGUUUUGAUAAAAACAUGUCUGCUCUUUUAUUAUCUAUAGUCUCUGCCUUGGAUCUUGUAGGUAGGAUCGGUGGAGCCUCAUUAUCAGACAUAGAUUUUAUACCAAAGUACUAUUAUUUUGUCGGAGGGCUGGGUACUAGUGGCAUUGCUUUGGCCCUUCUACCAAUGGCUAGUAGUUAUACCAUGUUAUCAUUUUUCUGUGCACUUUUUGGAUUAUCAUCAGGCAUGUAUAUUGGUAUUACAACAGUGAUACUUGCAGAUAUGCUGGGCACAGAAAAACUUAGCUCAUCGUAUGGUAUUUCAUUAUUUGUAAAUGGUGUUUUACAACUGGUGGGUCCACCAGUAUGUGGUAGUAUUUAUGAACAAGUAGGAUCAUACAAACCAAUUUUUCUAGCAUUUGGAAUAAUCCUUAUAUUAGGAACAGCCCUCUGGGCAGCAGUACCGAUCAUAAAAAAAAAUAAGAAAGUUGUCGAAGGUGUAUAAGUUCUAGAAAUUAGAUUAAUUUGAAAAGAGUAUACGCCAGGAGAACAAUGAAGUACUGACAUUAUUCCUGGUCAAGACAUACCAGGAAGAUAGAACAACCCAAAAAGGGUGUCACUCAAGUGCAGCUCUCGUAACAGGGAGAUCCAAGCAUUUUAGCAUAAUGACUUUUUCAUACUGCAUUUUUUUAUACUGAAAGAAAAGGCAGAGUGAGCUGCAUGCAAACUGACAAUUUAUAUAUUAUAUAAAAAUCAUAACGCAGGUCGUCACGACGACCCAAAGGAACAAUUUGUUACUGACAAAUUUCUUUAAAAUAAGUCUACACUAAAAACUCUUCAGGUAUCUCAUAGUUUUCCAUCAUCCCCUAAAUGCGACUAAACAAGAAAUCUAUUUUUACUCAUUCAUCCCCAACCCUGUUUCGUAUUUGUGUAUCUAGUCAUACGUUUAAGAAUGUACAAACGCACUGCGUAGCGUUCAUGGUCAGCAUAAAAAUGACAUACUUAGUAAAAACGUAAUAAUCGAAUACAUACUAUAAGCGUAGGUUGGUCCAUGUAAUAUCUCUUGGAUACCAAAAAGUCGGACAUUCAUGAUGAUGAAGGAUGCCGCGUCUCGUUAAUCCAAGAACACGUAACAAGGUCACGUCAAAAUUAGUUGUACUAAUAAUUGAUAAAUAACUAUGUAAUUAACGGUAGAUAUCGUGACACCGAAUUUACCGAGUCCCAGUGUCAAGAGCCGGAAUCAACCAAUGAAACCGUUAAUAACAAGGACAAUAACAUUAGUACGAGUGGGCGGCCAUAA